Grosmannia clavigera kw1407 is the source of this 3216-nucleotide messenger RNA. RefSeq lists its product as uncharacterized. The record is from RefSeq and is a predicted model, not a curated record. NCBI's taxonomy places the organism in Eukaryota, Fungi, Ascomycota, Sordariomycetes, Ophiostomatales, Ophiostomataceae. Bases 1 to 3216 code for a protein of 1071 amino acids. The transcript is spliced from 5 exons.
AUGGACCACACAUAUUCCCGGUCUCAUCGCGAGAACACCAUACGGGAAACCAAGCGCCUCAUCACCUCUGGGAGAGCUACCUCUGCUGCAUCUGGCAGGGGACUCCAGAACUGGCCAUGUUCGGGCAUUGGGAGGCUGACCUUUGUGGUUUCCAUAUUUCUGAUUUAUUUAUUUUAUGGUGAUAUAGUGCGAGAUAGGAUCGCUUCUUCGAAGGCCAGCCAUGGUCCGAAGGAUAGUAUCACGAAGAGUCCUUUGUCGGGCUUUGAAAGUCCAAGCAAUGCGUUCCGUCCGCGCUUUCGAUACUGGAUCCCGGAUGCUCAUGUGAACACAUCGCGAGUAGCAGCUGACAUUGCUGAGGCCGGUGCCCGUGGGGCCGCAGGUGUUGAAGUCCUUGGGUUCUAUCUGUAUGGUGGUGCUACUGGGGAGUAUGUGCCGGUCGAUUGGAACGAGUAUGGAUGGGGUACUCCGGCCUGGAAGAGGGUUCUCGAUGCGGCGAUUCAAGCCCAUUUGGAUAACGGCCUGCUAAUGGACUUCGCCGUGGGGCCCAACCAAGGCCAAGGAGUGCCUGCUGAAGAAGACGAUGAGGGCUUGAUGUGGGACUUGAGUCCCUUCGCAGCCGACGUCCCACUAGGAGGCAGCUUUGAUGACGAAAUCCCCGGAUGGGGCACUGGAACGCUCGAGGCAGUUGUGACCGGAACUAUAAUGGAGACUACGCACAAGCCACGAGGCCAUCAGACAAACACGUUGUCAACAAGUAGUCUCCAGGACGUCACGAGUCAGGUCUCUGACGAUGGGCAUCUGCAUCUCGACUUCUCCGACUCUGCUGCUAGUAUGGCUACCUCAGCCGGGCUGCGACAUGUGGUGUAUGCAGUGUAUCUUGUGCGCUCAGGAACACGGAACCAGCUUCCUCCUGGAAAGUUGACAGGCCCACAGACAAACCCUACAGACUAUCUCCAUAACGGGUCGUGGGUCGUGGACCAUUUCUCUGCGCGUGGGGCCAGGGUGAUCACGCAGUUCUGGGAGAAGCACCUGCUCGUAAACGGGACCAAGGAACAGCUGCAGCAGGUAGCAAGAUAUGCGUGGGAGGACAGCGUCGAGAUCGACCCGCGAAUCUACUGGACGCCUGAUCUACCUAUCGCGUUUCGCCAGCGGCGUGGUUAUUCCAUCGUUCCGUUCUUUCCCAUCCUGUUCCACGGAAACAGCUUGACGGAACAUUUCGAGUCCUGGUUCGUCACGGACGAGGAAGAUGCUGGACAGUCCCAUGUGGCCGACUACCGGACUACACUUACAGAGGGAUACAUGGAGUAUCUGGAGGCACUCGACAGAUGGGCCAAUGAGUCGCUCGGGAUCCAGUGGUCGUCCCAGGUUGGCUACAAUAUGGCUGUUGACAUGCAAACGGCCAUCCCCAAGAUUGCCGUACCUGAAUGCGAGGAUCUUGCCUUUGACGAAUCGAUUGAUGGCUAUCGACAAUUUUCAGCACCGGCCAACAUGGCAGGAAAGCCGGUCAUCUCGGCUGAAGUCGGUGCCGUGCUCGGCCAGGCAUAUCAGCUGAAGCUGCCCAAAUUAUUGACCCUCAUCAAGAGGCUGUAUGCGGGCGGCGUCAAUUCCAUUAUGCUCCACGGUCUGUCGUAUUCUGGGGAGUAUCCAAAUACGACAUGGCCGGGUUACGCAGCCUUUACGUACGCCUGGUCCGACAUGCACGGACGCCAUCAGCCUGCGUGGGAUUUCUUCCGAGGUGCUGCCCUCGAUUAUCUGGCCCGAAAUAAUAUUUUCUUGCAGGCAGGGGUGGCCAAGACGGAUCUUGCAUUCUAUCAGAAGCGUACCACCUACGCCGAGAUUCCAAGCAGCUACGAGAGCGACGACCUGUCCAGCAAAGGAUACACGUACGGCUACCUCAACCCAGAGAACCUGGCCCUGCCCGAGGCGGCUGUCGGGAACGGUGUUCUUGCUCCGAUGCGGCAGGCAUACCGGGCUCUGAUUGUGCGUUGUGAUGACCUCAUGACAGUUACUGCAGCCGAGAUGAUUGCAAAGGCGGCCCUGGCCGGUCUUCCAGUCAUCUUUUACGGUGGCUUCCCCUCGACUAUGGCGAGCUACGAUCCGGCCGGCAGUCUAUAUGUCAACAGUACUCUAGCUUCCAUACGGAAUCUGAGCAACGUUCAUGAGGUACCAGAAGAACUAGGCCAGCCCAGCCUGGCCAGCGUGGUUGAGUCGCUGGGUAUCCAGCCUCGCGCUCGGGUCGAGGCUGAUGCGCCCUGGUGGCCGGUCUGGCGCGAGACCACCGAUGGCCUGGAGCAAUACGUCUUUGUCUACAACAGCGGAGAGCACAACAGCGCAGGAAACAUCACCUUCCAGACGACCGGAAAGCCGUACCGCUACGACCCGUGGAGCGGUGCAAAAAGGCCGGUUUUAAACUAUACGUGCACAAACAAUGAUACGACGUUGACAAUCUUCUUUCAGCUCGCCCCAGACCAGACGAUGCUCGUCGUCUUUGACAACGACAGCGAUGAAACCACCAUAGCAUCAUAUCACGUGACUUCCACCUCGGACGGCGUUCUCGACAUUCUUGAGGCCUCAAGUGGCAGUGGCUUGGAGGCUCACGUGGGCCACACGGGACGCACCUCUGCUGACUGGGUAGCAACCUCGGACGGUGAGGUGCACCAAAUGUCUCCGACGUCGGCAAAGCCUUUCGAGCUGCAGUGCUGGAAUCUGACAGCGGAGCACUGGGACCCUCCGACGCCUCUCGUCGAUGUGGUGACUACGGCCACGAAGCACAACACGACCCACCAACUAGACGAGUUGACAUCGUGGCAACGUAUUGACGGCCUGCACAACGUCUCUGGCCUGGGUUACUACACCGCCGCAUGGGAAUGGCCUCCCGCAGAUGAUGAUGAUACCUCUGUCAGCGGGGCCCUCCUCUCGUUUGGUGCCGUGGACCACACGCUGGCUGUGCGCGUCAAUGGCCACACAGUGCCUGCGCUUGACGCCGCCGAUGCUACGCUCGACGUGACCCCCUACCUGGUUACGGGCUCCAACAAGGUCGAGGCCGUCGUCAGCACGACGCUGGCGAACGUGAUGGCGUCCAUCUGGGAUGAGCUGCUCUCCAGCGGAGCGCCACCGACCGGUCUCUUUGGAUCCGACACAAGACCACCGGGCGAUGCUGAUUAUGGGUUGCUAGGACCUGUCGUUGUCACGCCUUAUCGUACGGUUCUAAUAUAG